Sturnus vulgaris (Common starling) is the source of this 2401-nucleotide messenger RNA. NCBI's taxonomy places the organism in Eukaryota, Metazoa, Chordata, Aves, Passeriformes, Sturnidae. The record is from RefSeq and is a predicted model, not a curated record.
AUGGCGGGCGGCGAUGGCGGCGGGCGCAGCCCGGGGUCCCGGCCGGCGCUGGCGCUGAGCGGGGCCACGGCGGUGGCGAGCGGCGGGGGGCGGCUGCUGGCGGCGCGGCCCGGGCACAGCGGGUCAGUGCGGGGCCGGGGCGGUGCGGGGCGGGGCGCGGACGGGCCUGGCGGGUCGGAGCGGCGGAGGCCGCCCGUGGCCCCUGAGGGGGCUCGCAGGGGCCCGUGUGUGGUGAGGGGAGGUGUUAAGCUCCUGAUUGUUCUAGUGUCAGUAAUUUUAGGUUUGUUUUUCCCUUGCAGUGAUGAGAGUCUCUUCGUGUACGAUUGCAGCAGUGCAGAGAAACAGCCCUUAGGAGAGAAAGGGCAGGAUGGAAAAGGGACAGAUAAAGGAAGUGAUGACAUCCUGGCUUUUGCCUUCUCCCCAUCAGGAGAUUAUUUUGCCCUGACAGAUGACAACAAGCGCCUGAUUCUGUUCCAUACCAAGCCUUCCUGGGAAUGUGUUAGUGUCAGGUUUGUGAACAGGAGAUGCACAUCCCUGGUUAUCACAGCUGCAGAGGAUAAGAUUUUUAUUGCAGAUAAAUCUGGUGAUGUCUAUUCUUACUCAAUAACAGAACCUCAAGCAGAUGGAAAACUUGAGCUGGGUCAUGUCUCUCUGCUAUUGGAUGUGGCCCUGAGUCCUGAUGACCAGUAUAUCCUGACUGCAGACAGAGAUGAGAAGAUCAGAGUCAGCUUGACAAAGGCUCCCUACAGUAUUGUAUCCUACUGCAUGGGACACAGAGAGUUUGUAAGCAAAAUACUUGUAAUACCCAACUGUCCUGACCUGCUGUUGUCAGCUUCUGGGGACUCCACUCUGAGACUCUGGGAAUAUAAAAGUGGAGAAGAAGUGCACUGCUGUCAGCUGAGUACCAUCUGUGGGUCUCAGGCAACCAAACCAGACCAGAAAUACACCGUGUCAAGAAUAACCUACUGCUGUCAAGGUGGUUAUUUUGCCAUUCUGUGUGACAGUAUUCCCACAGUCUACAUCUUUCAGCUUGAUGCCACUGCCCAACAGCUGGUUUACAAACAGCAGAUCUCUCUGAAACACAAAAGCUGGGAUAUUGCAUUUGAGGAAACAGGAGACCUGUGGAUUUUUCAGGAAGACAAGGAAGCUCCUCUUCUUCUGUACAGAGCAUGUGAUGGACAGUGGAAGGCUGUAACUGAUGAUAAAAGAUUACAGAAGAUGUCAAAGUGCAUUCAAGACAACUGGACAGUGUUUGAAGGUUUUGUUGGUGCAGAGAGCUACUACAGCCACCUCUACAAGGCCUCCUUUGAUAACAUGGAUGAGUACCUGCAGAGGAAGGAGGAGAGGUUAAAGCAGCAGAAGAAGAAAAGGCAGGAUCUGCAGCAUGGUUCCAGUGGGCAGGCAAAAAAAAAGAAGACUGAAGAGUCAUCCCUAUGACUGCUGUGAGCUUGUGACCUUUGCCUUGAGGAGUGGAAGUGAUCCACCUGUGGACUGUUUUUACAUAAAAAGUGAAUUAUGCAAAAGGACUGUUUUAAAAUUUUUUUAUUCAGGUCUUCAGGCAGGCUGAUCUGACAAUAUCCUGUUUGCACCAAAUAAUACAUUUACAAAAUACUUAAACUUUCUGGCAGAAUACAGUGUUAGUGGCUCAGUCCUGGGAAUCUCUGAUGCAUGUUAUAUGAGUAUUGGAGAUGGCAUUUUUCUUGAAACAGGAUUUUCUUUUUGCCUACUGUGUUCAGGCUUUUUCAGGUGGAGACAUGUUGAUUAAAGUGGAUGCAACUUUGUUUUUAUUACUUUUGGUUUGAAUUGUUUUGGGGUUUUUUUUUAACUCUUUUUAAAAAUCUGUUGGUUAAUGUAACUAACUUAGUGUACCUGGUAUGGGAAAGGGAGUGUAAAAAAAAUUCUUGCUGGGUAUGAGAGGUUUUAGCUGAGACUUUGCCUUCUCUGUUUUUAUCCUUUAACUUGGGUUCAUAUGGUUGGGAUUUUGCCUAGCUUCUAAUCCAUUACUUCAUACUUGUGGAACAUCUCUGCAGGAAGAAGUGCAAAAGUUAAUUUUGUAUGCUGCAAAGUAAAAGCAAAACGUGUCAGUCAACGUCGUGUUAUUGGAAGCUCCUUCCAUGGCAGUGUGAUCCUACUGGUGUCUGUGAAAAUCAUUCCAGAGGCCUGGGAGCAAAAUUUGGAGUGCAUCCUGCUUUUUUCAUCGAGAGUUUUUCCAUACUGUAAUUAUCCAAGAGAUACAUCUUCUUGAGAAGUUAUCACCAAGAGCCUUAUGGGGCCACUUGUUGCUUCAUCGGGGGCAGAAGUGUUCAUCUGCCAGAUGGUAUCAUGUUCAUGUGGAAUAUAAUGUCCUUCACAAAACCAGGUGUGGAAAUCUGUACAGUCCAUUAAAAGUACUCAGAAUUAA